Molecule: messenger RNA, 875 nt
Organism: Annulohypoxylon truncatum
Lineage: Eukaryota; Fungi; Ascomycota; Sordariomycetes; Xylariales; Hypoxylaceae
Exons: 3
Coding region: 273-764 (163 amino acids)
Source: RefSeq, a predicted model, not a curated record
CUGAGUUAAAUAAUUUAUUUCUCUCACCUCCAUUCUUCCCCUGCAAAGUGAAAAGUCCCUUAACCCACCUUGAUAACAAGGCCUGAAAUACCUGAUAUCAUCACAAGACCAACCUGUUUUUGGCCUUCAUCCCAUCGACAACUUCGUCAUUUCACCCAAGUUUCAAUUCGACCAAGUCGCGCAAAGUUUCCUCUAUUAAGCCUUGGAUUUUUUUUGUGUGUGAUAUCUUAACAAUCGCCCAUCGUUGGUGGUUCUUUGUCGAAUGCGACAUUAUGGAAGCUCUACAGCUAGCACAGAUGCUGGCUGAUCUCAACGAUCUCCAAGCUACUCAAGAUCAAUCCGCCUCAAAGGAUCUUUUGAGCGCCAACCGGGCGCUCGAUCGUAAAAGCCAACUGCGGCUGGAGCAUGAGCCCAGAAGCCUCAGCGUCCCGGUCGCCGAAAACAGGAUGAACUCACCUGCCGGACGCAUGACAGACAAGUUCGGCCGUCGCAUGCUCACACCACCAUUGACUAGAACAAACUCUGCAUCUCCUUCAAUGCCUGGAAGUCCUUCUGGACAUGAGCGACCAGAUGCCGAUAUUGAUAGAGCCUCCACGCUCCUCUCCCUGUAUGAAAUCCGGGCCAAAUUGAGAGAGCAAGACAACAGCGGCUUGAUGAAGGCCCGCGAGAAAAUCAAUGCUCUAGCUGCGAAGCAACAGGUCCAGGUGACCGAGCAGCACAAAAAUGACCGGAGAGCGGCAAACCGACUAAGCUACCCCAAGUGAAUAUACAACAACAACAACAACACAGCUCGACUGAAUUCUCGGGAUACUCUUACGAACAACUGCAUCAUGGUUAUCAUAGGCGUUACAAAAGGAUCAAGUGGACGAAAUGGA